This is a messenger RNA of Haemonchus placei, 939 nucleotides long. The record is from the annotation of a GenBank genome assembly. NCBI's taxonomy places the organism in Eukaryota, Metazoa, Nematoda, Chromadorea, Rhabditida, Trichostrongylidae.
AUGCUUCUUUUUCUGCCUUUGGCCUUUCUCCUCUUUCGCGGUUGCAAUGGGCAGCUUGGAAAUACAAAGUCGAUGACAGCUCAGGCAGUUCAGUUGAUCAACGAGUACAGACAGACAGUUGCAAAUGGAUCUGCAUUCGAUAUGAGUGGAAAUCUACCAAGCACUCUGUCCAUGUUCCAGCUGAAAGGGGACGAUACGCUCUCCCUUAUGGCUCUCACGACUGUUUUCUCCUGUAACGUAAGUAAUCCUAAAGUUCAGCCAGGCUAUUCGUUCAACGGUUAUAGUAUAAGCUAUUUACCGUCCAGCAUGGAUCCAACCACAAUACUCGAAAUCGCACUAGCCCAGUGGGAACAAGAGCCCCUUCUUUAUGGAAUUGGCGAUAAUGUGGUGUACAGUAACACAAAAUUGAAAGAAUGGGCUAAUAUGGUUUACUACAAGUCUACUAAAGUUGGUUGCUAUUAUAAUCUAUGCAACACAACGGGACCGACAACACAAGCAAUCGCUUGCUUGUUCAACAUGGUAUCAAGACUUGCCCAAGGAUUGGUUCCGAAUGGUACUACAGGCAAAAACUUACCUCAAGGAACGGAUAUAGCUCAAAUGUUGUACAACCAGACGCUUGAGCAUGCGGCGCAGGAUUAUGCGAACACCUGCCCAAAAGGACUUUCACCUGUAUCAUCACGUGAGGGCACGGGCGAAAUUUAUCAGUCUCUUCCAUCCAAUACCUUGGCAUUAAUGGACGUUAUAGAAGCGGCAUUAAAAGCAUCCUGGCAUCCAAUCAUGGUACAUGGCUUUGACCCGAGUUUGGAAUUUACAGAUUUGACUCCACAUCUAGCUAAUGCACCACUUAUGUUCACUCAAGUGAGUUUAAAUCCAAAUGAAAUUGCUAAUGUACGAUGCCAUACGGUAACAUUCCCCACCGCUUUAGUAUGGGCUCCCUAG